Messenger RNA from Synchytrium microbalum, 1269 nucleotides. It is a transcript of the gene SGA1, whose product is annotated as glucan 1,4-alpha-glucosidase. Gene Ontology annotation, cellular component: fungal-type vacuole. The record is from RefSeq and is a predicted model, not a curated record. Gene Ontology annotation, biological process: polysaccharide metabolic process. The transcript has 6 exons. Gene Ontology annotation, molecular function: glucan 1,4-alpha-glucosidase activity. The coding region runs from base 1 to 1269 and encodes 422 amino acids. Lineage: Eukaryota; Fungi; Chytridiomycota; Chytridiomycetes; Synchytriales; Synchytriaceae.
AUGACGAUAAGAUGUGGAAUGAUCUUGCUAUGCCUGGUAUAUUUAGUGGUUGGACUAGAUGAUGGUUGGGUGUGGAAUCAUUUCAACGCGUCUAAAACUUUGCUGCUGGAGAAUGUGUUAUUGAAUGGUGCAGUGCUCGCUUCUCCGAGUAAAUGUUCUCCAGACUACUAUUUCCACUGGGUCAGAGAUGCAGCACUAGUCACGAGUGCUCUGACUGACUUGUGGAUACGGGAGAGAGGCUCAAACGAUAUUAUACCCCAAGUCAUAUUAAAAAUGGCGGACUUCAAUUUGCAGAUCCAAACUAUGACAGAAACCCCCUGUCAAUGUUUAGGGGAACCAAAAUGGAAUGUGGAUGGGAGAGCAUAUACUGCAAACUGGGGAAGACCUCAAAAUGACGGCCCGGCCUUGCGCGCCCUAGCAUUCAUCAAGUUUUAUGAGAAUUAUGGCCCCUCCUCCUUAACUAAAUUAGCUCCCUUGAUAAAAACAGACCUAGAAUAUGUUGCAAAAGUAUGGCGGGAACCUUGUUUCGAUCUAUGGGAGGAAGUCUACGGAAACCAUUUUCAUACACGGGUGGUCAUGUAUGCUGCAUUAUCUCGUAGCUCCUCAUUGCCAUUCUUGGACACGGUUUCUACAACGUACUAUUCGCUCCAAGCUAAAGAGUUGUUAAAAGUUAUUCAAAGCGAACAUCUAGCAUCAGAUCACAUUUUAGCCACUGUUAACGUAACAGGAUGGACAAACAAGAUCUCAAACCUUGACGUUUCUACUAUUCUGGGGGUAAUACAAGCUGGCAAUUGUGCGCAGGAUGUCUUUCCAAACGGAAUGGAUCUUGUAUUUAAAACUGCUACAAAGUUAGCGAACACUAUGGCUUCUUUGUAUCCUAUCAACCGGAGGUACCCUGACAUUGGCCCAGCCCUUGGUCGCUAUCCUGAAGACACAUAUGACGGCACUGGAAACAGUCAGGGAAAUCCGUGGUUCUUAGCCACUCUGGCUGUCUCCGAAUUUUACUACAAGGCGAGUUUAAAGGAGCCACAUAUUGCGGAUCAACGUAGAGGUGUUUUCAGUAGAAGCAAAUUGUUUGAUGCUGCUGAAGCUUUGGUAGCGCGUGUACGGAAGCAUGCAUCACUUGAUGGUCAUCUCUCCGAAGAAAUGAACAGGGAGACUGGAUUUAUGACUGGUGCUGUUGAUUUAAGUUGGAGUUAUGCUGCGUUUCUAACAGCUAUUUUGGCUCGUCAAGAGGCGCUAUCAAAAUUGGAUCAGUUUGACGACUAG